AUGUAUUAUCAAGGUGUGGUGCGCGGCAUCGACCCGAAAUUGACAAUAGAGGAACUGACAGAGGCAUUCGGUAACCCGAGGAACCCGCCGAUACUUGGCGUUAAGAAACUGGGCAACUCCAGUUCGGCAGUCGUCACCUUCAAAAACGAGACAGUUCCCAGCUGGAUGUACUGUUACGACGUACCUCUGAAGUGCGUGCUCUACAAGAAACGAUACGAGGUGAGCUAUUACCUUGAUGAAGACCAAGGCUGGGCGCACAACACCGUCGAAAUGCAAAAGGCUCUGGACGCAGCCAAGAGUCGGUGCGAGCCUCGAUGCUUCCUGCUUGUAAACCCUGCCAAUCCAACGAGCACUGUAUUAUCCGAGCAUCAGUUGCAGGACAUCGUCCGCUUUUGCUAUGAAAACCAGCUGAUAAUAUUAGCCGAUGAGGUUUUCGAGCAUAAUACCUACAGCAGCAAUCGUCCAUUCCACAGUGUCAGGAAGGUUAUGAGCGCCAUGGGCACUCCAUACUCGCAGACGCAGCUGGUUGUAUUUAAUUCAAUAUCUAAGGGCUUUGCUUCAGAGCUCGGGAUACAAGCAGGGUACUUCGAGGCCGUCAAUCUCGACUCUGUUGACCGAGAGAACUUACAAUGCACACCGUGGGCAACCCUGCCGCCCAUGUUUUCUCAGGUGGCUUUGGACUGUAUGGUCAAACCUCCACUUCCAGGAGACGCUUCGUAUGAAACGUUUGCUAAGGAAAAAGCAUUUAUCCUCGAAUCUUUAGCUGAACGUGCCAAGCUGGCGGAAAAGAGGCUGAACGCAAUUGAUGGAAUUUACUGUAGCCCAGUGUACGGCUCCGUGGCUGCCUAUCCCCGCGUGUCAAUUCCAACCAAGGCUAUCGAAGAAGCUCAGCGCCAGAAUAAAGAAGCUGACGUGUUCUACGCCGAGGAAUUACUACGCAGGAAAGGCGUUUCUGUGACGCCGUGCUCUGGGUUCGGGAGACUGCCUGGAAAGUUUCACAUGAGGAUCACGAUACUUUCGCCAAAGGAGCAGCUGCUUGAAAUGUUCGAUCGGCUGGAAAGCUUUCAGAAAGAGCUGAUGGCUCAAUACUCCUAACAGUGGGCCAUAAAUAGAGCAUUGUAUACAUAAAUAAUCUUCACCGUCACUAAAGAAUAAAAAU
Rhipicephalus sanguineus (brown dog tick) is the source of this 1159-nucleotide messenger RNA. Its product is annotated as alanine aminotransferase 1. The transcript has 10 exons. Lineage: Eukaryota; Metazoa; Arthropoda; Arachnida; Ixodida; Ixodidae. Gene Ontology annotation, biological process: biosynthetic process. The record is from RefSeq and is a predicted model, not a curated record. The coding region runs from base 1 to 1095 and encodes 364 amino acids. Gene Ontology annotation, molecular function: L-alanine:2-oxoglutarate transaminase activity; pyridoxal phosphate binding.